Messenger RNA from Seriola dumerili (greater amberjack), 3640 nucleotides. RefSeq names its product Rho related BTB domain containing 2 (gene rhobtb2). Lineage: Eukaryota; Metazoa; Chordata; Actinopteri; Carangiformes; Carangidae. The transcript has 10 exons. The record is from RefSeq and is a predicted model, not a curated record. Gene Ontology annotation, molecular function: GTP binding; protein binding; GTPase activity. The coding region runs from base 170 to 2335 and encodes 721 amino acids. Gene Ontology annotation, biological process: small GTPase-mediated signal transduction.
AGGCUCCAGAUCAGCCUUCGUAUUUUUGGCAACGCGAUCGGACUUAUCGCGCUGAUCCAGAGGACUUCUCCUGAAACAUCUGCGGUCGGCCGCCUAUUUUCAAGCCUCGUUCACCCUGCCUUGAAGAUGAAGUUAAAUACGAGCUGCCGUCAGGUGCAAGCCGCAUCCGAUGGAGCCCUGCUUUUUAUCUCGUUCAUCGACCAACCCGAUGCAGCACUUCCUUAUGUUGCGGUCCCAGUUGACAGAUUCUGAUAUGGACUAUGAGAGGCCAAACGUUGAAACUAUCAAGUGUGUGGUGGUAGGAGACAAUGCAGUUGGAAAGACCCGCCUUAUCUGCGCCCGGGCCUGCAAUGCCACACUGACUCAAUACCAGUUACUCGCUACUCAUGUGCCCACGGUUUGGGCAAUUGAUCAGUACAGAGUAUGCCAGGAGGUAUUAGAGCGCUCCAGAGAUGUAGUGGAUGAUGUCAGCGUGUCCCUUCGGCUCUGGGAUACUUUUGGUGACCAUCAUAAGGAUCGGCGUUUUGCAUAUGGCAGGUCUGAUGUGGUGGUACUGUGCUUCUCAAUCGCCAAUCCCAACUCUCUGUACCAUGUGAAGACCAUGUGGUACCCUGAGAUUAAGCACUUCUGCCCCCGUGCUCCUGUCAUCUUGGUGGGCUGUCAGCUGGACCUGCGCUAUGCUGACCUGGAGGCAGUGAACAGGGCACGGAGGCCUUUAGCUAGACCCAUUAAAUCGAAUGAGAUUCUUCCUCCAGAGAGAGGCCGGGAGGUGGCCAAAGAGUUGGGAGUGCCGUAUUAUGAAACCAGUGUUGUUGCUCAAUUCGGAGUCAAGGACGUCUUUGAUAAUGCUAUCCGAGCUGCGCUCAUCUCUCGCCGCCACCUGCAGUUUUGGAAAUCUCACCUCAGAAAUGUGCAGCGGCCUCUCCUUCAGGCGCCCUUCCUGCCACCAAAACCUCCCCCACCUAUAAUCACUGUGCCUCCUCCCCCAACCACCACAGAGGAGCAUCCAGUCGGCCUCCUGGAGGACCCACACUGUGCUGACGUCAUUCUGGUUUUGCAGGAGCGACAGAAAAUCUUUGCACACAAGAUAUACUUGGCGACAUCCUCUUCAAAGUUCUACGACCUCUUUAUUAUGGACACGCAAACGGAGGAGACUGAAAGGCCCCCUCGUGGUCCUCUCUCUGGCCGAGAGCUGCUGAUGCGUGCUGCUAGCUUUGAUGUUUGCGAGAGUAGCGAUGAUGGAGACAGGGCCAACCUGAGGGCCUGCACUAGCGAUGGGACCUUGAAAGACUCUGAGGGGGGCCGAAGGGGCAGGCUGCUCUCCUCGUGGAGCCGAGCCUUCGUCAGCAUCCAGGAAGAGCUGGUAGAUGACCCUCUAACAUACAGCCCUAGGCCCAUGACUGUAGUGCACAUGGACCAGUCCAUGCAGCUCGGUCCUUUCCGAGCAGUACUUCGCUACCUGUACACAGGUCAGCUAGACGAGAAUGAGAAAGAGCUAAUGCACAUUGCACACAUUGCUGAGCUGCUGGAGGUCUUUGACCUGCGGAUGAUGGUGGCAAACAUACUUAACAAUGAAGCCUUCAUGAACCAAGAAAUCACCAAAGCCUUCCAUGUACGGCGCACAAACAGAGUCAAAGAGUGCUUGGCUAAAGGCACCUUUUCUGAUGUAAUAUUCAAGCUAGACGAUGGGACGAUCAUGGCUCACAAGCCUCUACUCAUCUCUAGUUGUGACUGGAUGGCAGCUAUGUUUGGCGGGCCUUUUGUGGAGAGCUGCACCAAAGAGGUGUUGUUUCCCAAUACAACUCGCAGCUGUAUGAGGGCUGUGCUAGAAUAUCUCUACACGGGGCGGUUUUGUUCUCGGCCUGACUUGGAUGCAAUGGAGCUUAUUGUUCUUGCCAAUCGUCUUUGCCUCCCCCACCUGGUUGCACUUACAGAACUCUACACAGUAACAGUAUUGACAGAGGCAGCGAUGAUGGGGGCCGACAUUGAUGGAGAUGUGCUGGUGUACUUGGAUAUGGCCCAGUUCCAUGGUGCCCAGCAGCUCACUGGCUGGUGUCUUCACCACAUCUGCACCAACUACAACAGUGUCUGCCGCAAGUUUCCCCGAGACAUGAAGUCCAAGUCUACAGAAAACCAAGAAUACUUUGAGAAACAUCGCUGGCCACCUGUGUGGUAUCUUAAAGAGGAUGACCACUACCAAAGAGCACGCAAAGAGCGCGACAAGGAGGACUACCUGUACCAGAGACGGCAAUGUAAACGCAAGUGGCUCUUCUGGAACCUCCCUUCCUCCCCUAACUCGAACUCUCCUUCUUCUGGCUCAUCCGCUGUCAUCUGACCAAGUGGUAAGGCCAGGUCCACUCUGGAGUACAUCAAUGUGGAUGCGAGUUGUAAAAGAUACAAAAGAAGAUAAGCACUGCUGACUAGGUACGCCCCAAUUAUUCAGGCACACAGUUUCUCCUCCUGUUUGUUUGCCUCUGCAGUCAAACGGCACUCCUCCAGGUUCGCGAGGUCAGCUCAAUCUGGCAGUUACAGUCGAGUUUUGUUCCUUAUAUUUUUAGCUCGGUGUACAUGAGACUCAAACCUCAGUGAUAUGAACCUCACUGACAAAUGGCACAGUGUAACUGGCGCAAAUAACAACUCACACUGAUUGUUAUAUGUUUCAACAUCUGAGUUUUAAGUUUUAAAAGUAGGACUCUGCUGGCACAGAACUUUCCACCUAUGAUCAUAAUUAUCAUCAAUAAACCUGAACUGAUAACCAAGUGCUGCUUAUCAGCUGCAACAACCAGCAAUUCAACACAGAACUUAAGUCUCAGAGAUAUAACACUUUGCCCUUAAGUGUUUGUACAAUCUACCAAACUAUGUGUACAGUAUGAUCUCAUCAACAGGAUGUAACGAUAGUAUAGCCAGGAAUCAAUUACUGAAGUCAUUCACUCUAACCAUGCUGACUACGAUCGUGUAUGCAUAAAUGAAAAUACUGGCAAGUUUAUUUUUGUACAGUCAUUCUGUUUUUGAAUGUUUGUGUACGGCUUGCACAGCUAAAAGUGACGUGAGUCUGAACACACUCCGCAUUUAAGUAUUGUGAUCUUGUGAUUUGUGGCCUCUUGUCACAAAAGGGCUUUAGUUUACAUGAAUGCAUUCAGUGUCCUGAGACACAAGAGAUCCCAAAUCAAGGAAAAUAUCUAUAUUUUCUGUAAAAUGCCAGCAAAAACAAACCAGACCAUAUUAUUCCCGAUGUGUUGCUUGAUGAGGCUUGUUGGCACACAUGUUUCCUGAGUCCUUCAGAUUUACAUUGAAUGGUCCCAUUAGCAUGUUCACUGUCAUCCUGGAAAACUACACAUAAUGCAUCUCAGAACCAAUAGCAGCAUUUCCAGAGCUGAAGCGACGACAUAUACAUUACCAUUCCUCUGUGAUGGUGGCGUUUGACGCAUCUGUCACUGGUGAUGAUUUGGCCUUUAGAGAUUUAUCUUAGUUGAUCAGAGGAUGCCCCUUGACUGUCUGCAGUUGGCUGUGUGAGACUUGUACAUGCAAGAGGCUUCCUCAUGCCUGGGUGAAGUCAUCCAUAUUCUCUUACACACCUCGAGCACUUUCUGGACUCUUCUCCACAGAGACACACACAAAAACCUCCAGUAGCAGGAUCCUG